ACAUCCAUUUGCGAAACUGGUUGGAAAAAAAAAUCUGAAAAUAGUGGUUGAUGCUCUAAUUCCAAGUGAUGUGAUGCCAGAAGACCAUUCUGAUCAUCUGUAAUACUUCCUUCUUAUCUUCCAGUUAACUCUGAAUGGAGACAUCAUGACUUGCCAUGUUUUGAAUGUAACUAAAAGAAGUUGAAUGAAUUUCAACUCAGUUUUACAACUCAGUAACAUAUGAAGAUGUCACUGUAUCUGUGAACUUUAAAUUAGUCCUAUUUGAAUUCAAGUUUUCUUGGACAUAAAAUUGAUCUCUUGCCAAUGCUUAAGAUGGAGGGAACCAAGAGUUGAACUACUUAACAUGAAUAGGAUAAAUGAGAGUGUCCCCCAAGAGUUCAUCCUCUUAGGUUUCUCAGAUCGACCAUGGCUGGAGCUUCCACUCUUUGUGGUGUUCUUGGUUUCCUAUAUGUUGACUAUCUUUGACAAUCUGGCAAUAAUUCUCGUGUCACGUCUGGAUUCCAAACUCCAUACCCCGAUGUAUUUUUUUCUUACCAAUCUCUCACUCCUAGAUCUUUGCUACACCACAAGCACAGUUCCACAGAUGCUGGUGAACAUAUGCAGCAUCAGGAAGGUGAUUAGUUAUGGUGGCUGUGUGGCCCAACUUUUCAUUUUCCUGGCCUUGGGUUCCACUGAAUGUCUCCUCUUGGCUGUCAUGUCCUUUGACAGGUUUGUAGCUAUUUGUCGGCCUCUCCAUUACUCAGUCAUCAUGCACCAGAGGCUCUGCCUACAGUUGGCAGCUGCAUCCUGGAUUAGUGGCUUCAGCAACUCAGUAUUGCAGUCCACUUUGACCCUUCAGAUGCCACUCUGUGGCCACAAAGAAGUGGAUCACUUCUUCUGUGAAGUCCCUGCUCUGCUCAAGUUGUCGUGUGUGGACACAACAGCAAAUGAGGCUGAACUAUUUUUUAUCAGUGUGCUAUUUCUUCUAAUACCUGUGGUACUCAUUCUUAUAUCAUAUGCUUUUAUUGCUCAAGCGGUGUUGAAAAUACAGUCAACUGAAGGUCGGCGAAAGGCAUUUGGAACAUGUGGCUCCCAUCUGAUUGUGGUGUCCCUUUUUUAUGGCACUGCUAUCUAUAUGUACCUGCAACCACCAUCCCCUGCCUCCAAGGACCGGGGAAAGAUGGUCUCCCUUUUCUAUGGAAUCAUCACACCCAUGUUGAACCCCCUUAUAUACACACUUAGAAACAAAGAUGUAAAAGGAGCAUUUAAGAGGUUGAUUGCAAGGAUUUUCUUAAUCAAGAAAUAGGAACACCCAAAUGAGAGGUCUUGUAAAGACUUGAAGUUUACAUAUUUUAAUAAUUUAAGUCUCCCAAGUUGCUUUAGUCUGGCUACUCUAAGAAAGAAAUAUUACAGGGAUCUUCCUCAAAUAAAAUGUCAUUGAUAGAAAACUACACUUAUUUCCUACUGCCUAAAUGUAUUCAUUGCACAAGUCCUGAGCACUGGUCUGUUAUGAUCCCCUAAAAUAGUGUAACCUUAAAAUACUUAAAGUUUCAAGCUUUAUAGUACUGGUUUAUAUACUUAAUGAAGAUUCUUAGACUUCUCUGAGACUAGAAUGAAAGCUUAGGAAAAAAAACAUUUUUAUAUACAUGCAAAUACACUCACACAAACCAUCCUCACAAAUUUAUUCUCAGUUAUUAGAGAUAUAACAGAAGUCCAUAAAACCAUCCA
Messenger RNA from Camelus dromedarius (Arabian camel), 1707 nucleotides. Its product is annotated as olfactory receptor 2B2. Gene Ontology annotation, cellular component: plasma membrane. The transcript is spliced from 2 exons. Gene Ontology annotation, biological process: G protein-coupled receptor signaling pathway; detection of chemical stimulus involved in sensory perception of smell. Gene Ontology annotation, molecular function: G protein-coupled receptor activity; olfactory receptor activity. The coding region runs from base 344 to 1285 and encodes 313 amino acids. The record is from RefSeq and is a predicted model, not a curated record. Lineage: Eukaryota; Metazoa; Chordata; Mammalia; Artiodactyla; Camelidae.